Messenger RNA from Daldinia caldariorum, 1787 nucleotides. RefSeq lists its product as uncharacterized. Lineage: Eukaryota; Fungi; Ascomycota; Sordariomycetes; Xylariales; Hypoxylaceae. The transcript has 3 exons. The coding region runs from base 440 to 1378 and encodes 312 amino acids. The record is from RefSeq and is a predicted model, not a curated record.
GACAGCGACUUUGGGAAAGCUUCUGAUACCGUAUAUACAUCUAUAUAUCUAUACAAGGUAUGGUAUCAGAUAUGCACCUAAGGUAGGCACCUAUGUAAAUGCCUUGAAUACAUUCAUAUAUAUAUAUCUGUAUGUAUGAGUUUUAUAAAAUACUUUACAGUAUUAAUGGGAAGAGAGCUCUGUGGGCAUAAAGGGGUAGGACGUAGCGUACUUCGUAUAAGGGGUAGGUUGGGUACAUAGGUACUUGCUCUAGGUACCUCCUUAGGUACUGAAGGUACAUCAUACCUAUUGAGCCCCUCGCCCCUCGCCCCUCGCCCGCCUACCAUCUCCCACUUCCUCCUAAAAAAACGUCAACCCUGAAAUAAUUCCAAACUUGCCAACUUCCCAAGUCUUUUUCGUCCUGUCGCUUUGCUCUGGCUGUCGAUUGACAUGACCUAAAAUGCGCGGACGCGGGGGCGCCCGAGGAAGCAGAACACCUUCUGCACCAUGGAGUCGUCUUAAACCGGUGGACUUGGAUCCUCUCGAGUCGAUGGGAUUACCAUCCAAAGGGGAUAGUAGAUUGCUCGAUUUCAAAACCCAGGAACGUUACUAUACCAAAAUCGUCGAGCGCUACAUGACUUUUUGCUCCGACGCUGGCGAACGUGACGAGCUUCUCCGCCGCUUUGCAUCGCUAGAGCUCUCGUCCACUUAUAAGCACGAAGAUUUCAUUGCGAAGCAUGUCACAACCGACUCCUCCUCUCCGGUCCCGAGUCGGCCUUCGACGGCACCAGCCACCAUACCGAGCAAUACGAAAGGUCUAUCCGACGUCUUAUCAGCGCUGCGAAAAUUACGGGAGGGUAUUGUAGCUUCUAAGCGCGUCGAUGACUUCGCUAUUCAAGUAUAUCUCUUUUGCAUUCGACUUUCUGUUUUGGUCAAGCAUCCCGAGUCAUAUCACCCCGCUAUCCUUCACCUCCUGCGCCGAAUCCAGCCGCUGCAUAGCAUGACGUCGGUCGAGAUGAGCGAAGUAGUUGGCUAUCUCGUUCUCGAUACGGCCUGCAGGAGAAAUAAUCUGGCCGAGGCCUUCGCGCUACGGCACAAAUAUCGGCUGAGAGAUGCCAAGGUCGAUAUGGUUCUCGACGCGCUAGCACACGACAACUAUAUAGAAUUUAAUCGCCUGAAGAGAAGGGUUGACGGGCACAAGAUAAAGCUGCUCGAAUAUGCCGAUGAAGGCGUUCGGAGGCAUCUGCUCAAAUGCUUUGGGAGAGCGUAUUUGAGUGUGGACUUGGACUUUUUGGAGUCAUGCGCAGACUCAAAAUGGGGAAGCCUCACGGCGGACGACGGUGUCGGGUGGGAGCUGGAUGGUGGGAAGGUUGUCAUCAGAAAGAUAAAGGCUCGGUAGGUCUGGCAGCGCAGAAUUAUUGAUACUAUUGAGUUUUUUUCUGAUGUCGUACCAUGCUUGCGCAUAGGGCUUAAAGUUCUUACAGGGCUGAGGAGACGGCAUUGGAGCCUAGGUAGUGCCAAGAUAGCCAAGACAUGUUGUUAAUGUUGAAGUGAUCUCCUGUAAAAAGACGGUUGAAUUUUGGAUUGUUGGUAAGUAUAAAAAUAACCCGAGAGCUUUUGCUGAAGAACAUAUGAGGUUAUAUGUACCUAAGGUAUCUAUAUCGUGUUAUAUAUCGACUCCCAUAAAGAACGUAUUCUCUUGAUUCCAAUUAGACAAAGCAGUUUGGAGUUAUUACGCCAAGCUCUUAUACCCCUUUUCGAAAGAUAUUAUUAAUAGGUUGUAUUAGCAGUAACCCUGGAUGUACAAC